AUGGGUGCCGUCGUUUCUUGCAUCAAGUCGGUCUUCCAGUCCAUCGGCUCCUGCCUGAUGGCCAUUGUCCACGCCAUCGGCUCCAUCUUCAUGGCAAUCAUCAACGGCAUCGUCUCGCUCUUUGACAUCAUCAUCGGCUGCCUGACCUGUCGCCGCGGUGGAGGUAGACGCCGCAAGACCACCAGCCACGUCUGA
Messenger RNA from Pseudovirgaria hyperparasitica, 195 nucleotides. RefSeq lists its product as uncharacterized. NCBI's taxonomy places the organism in Eukaryota, Fungi, Ascomycota, Dothideomycetes, Acrospermales, Acrospermaceae. The coding region runs from base 1 to 195 and encodes 64 amino acids. The record is from RefSeq and is a predicted model, not a curated record. The transcript is spliced from 2 exons.